Mycosarcoma maydis (corn smut) is the source of this 969-nucleotide messenger RNA. RefSeq lists its product as uncharacterized. Bases 1 to 969 code for a protein of 322 amino acids. The transcript has 3 exons. NCBI's taxonomy places the organism in Eukaryota, Fungi, Basidiomycota, Ustilaginomycetes, Ustilaginales. The record is from RefSeq and is a predicted model, not a curated record. Gene Ontology annotation, molecular function: oxidoreductase activity.
AUGUCCAAGGUUACUGCUAGCGGUAUCAUCUCUGGAAACAUCUCCACCCAGCGCAUCAAGCUUAACAACGGCCAAGAGAUCCCCCAGGUCGCCCUGGGUGUCUACAAGGCUCCCAACGAUGGCUCCACCGAGAACGCCUGCAAGUGGGCUUUUGACGCUGGUUACCGUCACAUUGACUCUGCUGCUCGUUACAUGAACGAGGAGUCGGUCGGUCGCGCUCUUGCCGAAUGGACCAAGGAGAACAACGUGCCCCGUUCCGAAAUCUUUAUCACCUCCAAGCUCUGGGACGCUGACCACGACAAGGCCGCUGCUGCCAUCGAAGACUCGCUCAAGAAGCUCAACGUCGAUUACAUGGAUAUGUAUCUCAUGCACUCGCCCGGUACCAUGGGCGCCGAGAAGCGUCUCGAGGCAUGGAAGGCGCUCGAGGAAGCCGUCGAUGCCGGCAAGAUCAAGACCAUCGGUGUCUCGAACUUUGACGUCGAGGAGCUCGACCACCUCCUUGCCAACUGCCGCAUCAAGCCCGCCGUCAACCAGAUCGAGUCGCACCCCUUCUUCGCCCACGAAGAGCUUCGGGAGGCCUGCAUCUCUCGUGGUAUCCACAUCCAGGCUUACUCGCCCAUGGCUCAGGGUCAGGCUCUCGACCGCCCCGAGAUCAAGACUAUCGCAUCCAAGCACGGCAAGACCCCUGCUCAGAUCCUGCUCAAGUGGGGUCUCACUCAUGGCAACAUCAUCCUCCCCAAGUCCUUGACCAAGCACCGUAUCGAGUCCAACGCCCAGCUCUUCGACUUUGAGCUCGACAGCGACGACAUGGACGUCCUUGACAACCUGGACGAGGGUAUGAAGGUCGGAAAGUUGGGCCCAGCAGGCACAUCGCAGCCUGCAUCGCCCGGAGGAACCCGUCCUGGCUCCCGCCGCUCCUCCGGCUCGGGUGGUCUCUCUGGCAACAAGCUCCAGAUGUCGUCGUCGUAA